This is a messenger RNA of Nicotiana tabacum (common tobacco), 378 nucleotides long. The record is from RefSeq and is a predicted model, not a curated record. NCBI's taxonomy places the organism in Eukaryota, Viridiplantae, Streptophyta, Magnoliopsida, Solanales, Solanaceae.
AUGGACUUUGAAGUCCCGGGCGAGAAGAGGCUCUUGCAGGUGAAUGAGUUAGAUGAGUUCAGGCUGCACUCCUGUGAAAAUGCUAAGCUUUACAAAGAGAAAAUAAAAAGAUGGCAUGAUAAGCUUAUCAAGCCGCGUCACUCUGAACCGGGCCAAAAGGUACUAUUGUUCAAUUCUAGGCUUAAGUUAUUUCCUAGAAUGUUAAAACCGAGGUGGUCAGGUCCAUUUGAGGUGGUGAGAGUCACUCCUUAUGGUGCAAUUGAGCUGCACACUUUAAACGUUAAAAGAAAUAUUUUAGUGAAUGGGCAGAGAGUCAAGCACUAUUGGGGAGGUAUCAUUCAUCGUCAGAUGUCCAAAGUAAUACUCGCUGAUAAGUAA